AUGGCCGAAGAGGCUGAGGCUGAGACUGCAAAGCUCCUGAUCUCCGACAUUGGCAAAAAAUUACUCGCCCAAAAAACUUGCCCCAACAAAGACUUCCUAGUAAAGUUGCUCAAACAAGCUGCUAGUGCUUUCCCUGAGUUAAAACAGUUGGCAUCACUAAAAGCUGCAAUAAAACCACUGAGUGAUUCUCUUAUUAAGCAUAGACUGCUUCAGCAUAAAGAUAAAGAUAUUAGACUUCUGGUGGCCAUCUGUUUCUGUGAAAUUAUUCGGGUCCUGGCACCAAAUCCUAAUUUCAGUGAUGCAGUUUCUAAGGACAUCUUUAAACUGUUACUAAGUAUGUUUGUGGAGCUUGCUGAUACCACCAGCCCCUAUUUCUUGAAGAGGGUAAAACUAUUGGAGACUGUUGCUAAACUCAAAUUCUAUGUGCUAAUGCUAGACAUUGGCUGUGAAGAUUUAGUUCUUGAGCUGUUCAAUACCUUUUUUAAUGUUGUGAGGGAACAUCAUCCACAAAGUUUGGUUAGCAUGAUGUCGUCUAUGAUGGCUGGUAUUUUAGAGGAGAAAGCUUCUGAGAUUCUUUCAAAGGGGGAAAUUUGUGAAUCAGUUUUAACGGAGGAAGGUUUUGAGCCGCUUUUAGAUGUGGUUUUGCUAAAUCUUUUGAAGGAGGCAAAGGGUGCAUCUCCUGCUUCUUCUCGGCUUGCUGUUUCUGUCAUUCAAAAUUGCAGUGAAGCACUUGAGCCCUUUGUAUGUAGGUUUUUAACUUCUUGUAUAUUGAGUCGAGAUGCUGUAAGGAGUGAGCUCAAAGAACUUUACCAUGAAAUUAUCUUUGAAAUCUUCCGGUGUGCUCCUCAAAUGCUUUUUGCUGUCCUCCCAAACUUGACUCAAGAAUUACUGACUGAUCAGGUUGAUGCCCGGAUAAAAGCUCUUAACUUAAUUGGACGACUUUUUGCAUUGCCUGGACACAAUAUCGCCCAGGAAUAUCACCAUUUAUUCAUAGAGUUUUUGAAUAGAUUCUCUGAUAAGUCUGCUGAAGUUAGACUUAGUGCUCUAUUAUGUGCUAAAGCUUUGUACAUGACCAAUCCAUCUGGGAGAGAAUCGCUUGAAGUGCUCACUGCCCUGGAGGGUCGACUCUUAGAUUUUGAUGAUAGAGUGAGAACUCAAGCAGUGACUGUGGUGUGUGAUUUAGCCAGGUGUAACCCAAAGUUUGUUCCUCCUGAACUAAUGUCUCGGGCUGCUGAACGACUUCGUGAUAAGAAGGUAUCUGUUAGAAAGAAAGCCUUGCAAAAGUUGCUGGAGGUGUAUCAAAACUAUUGCACAAAAUGUUCUGGAGGUACCAUGACACUCAGUGACCACUUCGAAGAAAUUCCUUGUAGAAUUUUGAUGCUUUGUUAUGACAAAGACUGCAAGGAGUUCAGGCCUCAAAACUUGGAGCUUCUGCUUGCAGAGGAUAUGUUUCCUGCUUCCCUCUCAAUGGAGGAGAGGACUAGGCAUUGGAUCUUUAUGUUCACUCUUUUUAGCCCUCUUCAUGUUAAGGCAUUGAACACUAUUUUAUCUCAAAAACGAAGGUUGCGAACUGAGAUGCAAUUUUACUUGGCCCUCCAGAAGAAAGAAGAGGAUAAUAACUCUGAAGAAGUGAAGAAGAGAAUUAAAAUGUCCUUUAUGAAAAUGUCAGCAACAUUUCUGGAUCCUGCCAAAGCGGAAGAGGGUUUUCGUAGGCUCAAUGUAAUGAAAGAUAAUGGCAUUUUUAAUGCAUUGGCACAGUUGCUGGAUGAAGUGACUAUUAAUGAUGCCCAGACUGCUAGAGAGACUUGUGAUGGUGAUUCUACUGUUGAUAUAAGGCUUGGUUUGCUCGACUUGAAUGGUAGUUUUGGCAGGGGAUGUGUCAUCCAAUGCAGAAUAGGGAGAUUAACAUUGAAAACAGUGUUUAGAGCUAGUCCAUAG
Molecule: messenger RNA, 1938 nt
Organism: Ilex paraguariensis (yerba mate)
Lineage: Eukaryota; Viridiplantae; Streptophyta; Magnoliopsida; Aquifoliales; Aquifoliaceae
Source: the annotation of a GenBank genome assembly